ACCCUUAGUGCAUGUCGCCGGAAUCGCCCAUAUCUGCCCAUACUUUCAGUAGGGAUAUUGCACCUGUCGAUUCGAAGGGCCAAGUUGUCUGUUACAGGCAUUGGGAAAGGGCCCAGCAAUUCACCUCUCACACCGUAGCCAACCCAGGUCGCGAAUUCUACGUCUGCGGAAAGCCUCGGGACGACCUGGAGAGGUGCAGUUUCUUUGUUUGGGCGGACGAUACAUCCAUACGUAUAGCUAGGGAGGCGAGAAAGCAGGAUAACGUGACCGGUAUGGAGGCAGCUACUUCUCACAGGCCUUCACAAGCAGGACGAGCACAGAUGGCGCGGUCCCCUGCCACGCCUGGCUCCACCCACAAGCGACCAAGAACACCUAGCCCUUCAGCCCGUUCCGCCUCCUUGGUCGACAUCUCAGGAACACCAAAACAUAGACGGACAGAUGGCGCAAUACCGAGUACCGGGACUCGGACACGGUCCAACUCUCCUAUCAGCACUCCCGCCAGCCGUGCGGCUCGAAAUGCCGCCAUUGAGAAGGCACUUCGGGAGGUGCAGCGCACGGCUUCGCAGCAGCCUUUGAAGAGCAUAGAUCAAGCACUUGCCGCUGCCGCUUCCCAGGAAAAACAGAAGACUCCUUCUGGAAACUCGCCUCUUCCUCCUCGGACCAAUGCUUCCUCCAGCAGAUCCUCCCGCAAGGAGCUUAUCGAAGCCGCGCUUCAGCAGGCCCAAAGUUCACGCCUUUCUGAUGUCGGUAUUGGUUCUAUGGCCACUCCACCCUCGCCCUCGCCCUCGUCGGUGUCACAGAACCCCACCCUCGUGCCCAAGAUUGCGCAACCGCAUUCAUCCGGAUUGGGUCUGUCUCUGUCUCAAGCUACACAGUCCGAUGCGGGAUACUCCAUCACAGACGAGAUUCAGCAAGUCGACAUGGAAGACGAGUCCGAGGACGACAUCGAAGACGCAGACAUGGCCGAACUAGAGCUAGAGGUGGAAGACAAAGCUAUUCAGACGGACCCCGUCGAGGACGACGAGGAGGGAUCUGACGAAUACUCCGUCAUUGACGACUUUUGGAGCUCGCCGCCCCCGCACAGCGUGAUAGGUUCUCCAGUAUCCUCCAUUCCCUUCACACUCCCCGCAACGGGCAUGGAGGUCGAUAAUGAUGCCGACCUCGGCUCCGCCGUGCCAGACUCCGCCCACCUGCAAGGCUCGGAGCGAGCUCCUGAGCGUGUGUCUUGGGCCUCACCGGCUCCUUUCCCACCUCAGACCCCGAGCUCCGGGCGGGCGGGUUCCUUGCGUCCACAUGCGUUUGGUGGGAACGUGAGCGAGGCCGACAGUGGGGGACACGGCACCAGUAUGCUUCUUACGCCCCCUGGAAGUUCCCAUUUCGACCGCCACAGCACACAGGGUAAUGUCUCUCCCUCUACGAGUCGACGUGGUCCAGGCAGCGUCGACAGUCCCCUUCUUCACGAGCGUCAAUACAGAGGGCUGGACUCAUCACGGUCUCCCUCGCCUUCGCCGACGAAGGGCGAGGGAAAGAGUCGAGAUCUACCACGCUCGCAAUGGCAAAUGAUACAGGAUGAUCCGCGGCGGGAUGUGCAGGGGAAUCCUUUCCACGAACGUGCGGCUGCGCUACGUACGGCUGCGGUGCAUGCUGGUUCUCCGAACUCGUCGUUCAUCCAAGCGGCAGUGGAGGCAGAGAGGCAGUCUGGAAGCUCAGAUGUUCUCCCAGGCUCACUCACCGCCGACAUCGUUGAACAGCAGGUCGCUUCUUUCGCGGCAUUGCCGGAAUACAUACGAAGGCUCGAGAGGAAAGAGCGGGCAGCGCAGAGGAGUGCGGAGAUCAAAGCGAAGAAGAUAGCUCAUUUGGAGGCAGAGAUACAGCGACUGAGGAAUACCAACCGCGCCCUAGAGGAGACGGUCGCUGCGUUGCAGGUACGACGGUAGUCGGGCUUGCAUCAUCAACUCUCUACAUCCACCGAUUGGCCCUUCGAUUGAUCGACCGCCCUUCACACCUUACAACGCUCUUUCUUGUCCGCCUCUCUGCUAUGUCCGAAUUGCCUCGUAAUGUCCCUCUGCUGUCCUAGUGCUUUCCCAUUCUUCCACGGUUUCUUGGCCGCUUUCCACGAUCUAUACUAAUGAAGGAACAGAUAGUCGCUGUCUUUGCUUAUUCGCUGCUUCCUCUCUGCCGGGUUCACAAUGCGGGGUAGUCGUCUUCCCCGUUCGACACCGUGCCGAUCAUUUCCCUUGGUGGCUCCAGCAAUAUCUUCCGCUUCCCUGGCCAUGGGAAACAGGCUUUGGGGACCAAGGAGGCGGGGCUGCGGGCGCCGUAUGUCGGUAUUCGGAUACGGGAUCAUUUAGUUAUUCUUGAUGUGCACUCCGCUCGUGCUCACUCUGCUCAUUCGGGUUGUAGACCCCUAGAUUGAUGUCCAUCUGACCAUGUGUGUAUUUGCAGAAGCCGCAGGGAACGACAAUGACAGAACAUGACCUUGCGAUUGCGCCCGUGACGCAUUCAAUAGCCAUGUUCAAUAUCUCGUGGAAGAGCAUAGCGCGACCUAUUCAGAUAGAACUCAACGAUGCUAUGUCUCGUGCGUAUGACCACCGCAGAAUGCUCCGAGCCACUCAGGGAUCAACAUCUGAAUUGUGAGCAUGAAGACGUGCACAGAUCUGUAUUCUGCACUUCUCGGUGGCUACGUGCUCGUCUAGCCGAGGUCUCCGAACAAGCUCAGACUCUAUGACUAAGGAAUUGAUAUACCAAGUACUGCCACAGGUUGAUAGUAGCCUAUUGUACAUAUUGU
This is a messenger RNA of Dichomitus squalens LYAD-421 SS1, 2788 nucleotides long. RefSeq lists its product as uncharacterized. Gene Ontology annotation, molecular function: zinc ion binding. The record is from RefSeq and is a predicted model, not a curated record. The transcript has 6 exons. Lineage: Eukaryota; Fungi; Basidiomycota; Agaricomycetes; Polyporales; Polyporaceae. Bases 12 to 1937 code for a protein of 641 amino acids.